Torulaspora globosa is the source of this 1746-nucleotide messenger RNA. It is a transcript of the gene DOT1, whose product is annotated as histone methyltransferase DOT1. The record is from RefSeq and is a predicted model, not a curated record. Gene Ontology annotation, cellular component: nucleus; nucleosome. The transcript has a single exon. Lineage: Eukaryota; Fungi; Ascomycota; Saccharomycetes; Saccharomycetales; Saccharomycetaceae. Gene Ontology annotation, molecular function: histone binding; histone H3K79 methyltransferase activity. The coding region runs from base 1 to 1746 and encodes 581 amino acids. Gene Ontology annotation, biological process: DNA damage checkpoint signaling; subtelomeric heterochromatin formation; DNA repair.
AUGUCUGUGCUGCCGAAUGAGCACUCUGGUGAGGAGACUUCCUCGCUAUUCUCCUCCCCUAAGACAGCAUCAACGAAUACCUCGUCAUUAAAUGCUAGCGAUUCUAGCUUACUGGAAGACAUUAGCUCCAAGAACAUGGCUCCAAAAGAUGGUAAAGCAAAUGGUAAGAAGAGGGGCCGUCAUUCGUCGGCUUUGGAGGCACUGCUGAACGAGGCCAAUCGCUACAAUUCUCAGUAUGAAUAUGCACUUCCAAGAGGCUUCCUAAGAGAUCGAAACCAGGAUAAGAAGCUACAUGAGGAGUCCCAAUUGGAACCACAAGGGGUUAGAAAGACUGCCACAAAACCAAAAAAGGUGAAGACGAAGUCACAGGCUUCAAAAACCGAGACCGGAAGCUCAACUGCGCCUUCUAGCAAAUUCAAAAGAGACCGGUCCAGGUCCUCAUCUAGAAGCCCUAUUGCGGAUAAUGAUGCUUUUCCGAUGAGCCAAUCUGAUGAGCUAGAUUCUCGUACGACAGAGGAUAAUGUGAAGCGUCAUGUUUCGCAUAGCAAAGAGGUCAAUUUUAUUGAUUGGAACCAGGUGCCUACCGAUUUGAAGUACGACAUCUUCGACAUUGCGAAUUUGAAAAUUGAUGAAGAUAUAAAGGACAUUCCAGUACCCUCGAUUAGUUUGACGAGUAAGCGGUACAAAGAUGACUCCAGCGUGUUGAAAGUGGCCCUGCGAUCGCCUCUCUAUCCCACGUACUGCGAAGAAUACCAUGUAGAUUUCUCCAAGGACAGUCGCAUUUACAAUCCAAUGAGCGAGAUUGGCAAGCUCAUUGAAUACUCAGCUUCAAUAUAUCUGCCGGUGCGAUAUGCCAACGAACUGAAAAGGAGUGUUAUACCACAAUUGAAUGCUGCGUUUGAUUCAUCAGAUGAUAUUCUGUUUGCUGCUAAAGUUAAUGAAUAUAAUAAGAUAAUCGAAAAGGUACCGCGAAGCGAAGUGAUAGAGCACUUGGCACAACUCAAGACUCUUCCUCCUUCGUUUAUCCACGAUCUUUUGCACAUCGUCUACACCAGAAGCAUACAUCCGAAUUACAAGAAAUUGAAAGAGUACGAGGCCUUCAGCAAUUACGUUUAUGGAGAGUUGCUACCUAAUUUCCUAUCAAAUGUAUAUUCACAAUGUUGUCUGAACUCUAAUUCGGUCUUCAUGGACUUGGGAUCCGGCGUCGGCAACUGCGUUGUGCAGGCUGCCCUAGAGUAUGGUUGUAAACUGAGCUUUGGAUGCGAAAUAAUGUCGAAUGCAAGUGCUCUCACGGAAUUACAAAACGAAGAACUCAUCAAAAGAUGCAAGUUAGCGGGUUUGAAGCUGUCGCCUCUCGAGUUCUCCCUGAGGAAGAGUUUUGUAAACAACGAUCGAGUCGAUGAGCUUAUACCCCAGAGCGAUGUCAUUCUAAUCAACAAUUUCCUGUUCGACAGUGACAUGAACAGGGAAGUGGAGAAAAUAAUACAAAACGUCAAAGUUGGUUGCAAGAUUAUCACACUCAAAAAUCUGAGGCCGUGCGGUUAUACCAUCAACUUCUUCAACCUCGAUAGCAUACUGAACAGGCUACGGGUCGAACGAUUUGAGCUGAAGGAGGGAAGCGUGUCGUGGACACACAACGGCGGCGAGUACUUCAUAUCGACAGUACUGCCCGACGUCGACGAUUCGCUAUUUGAUCCGGCCAUGAGAAAGAGGAACACGAAGAGACCAACGCAUUACACCCGUUGA